Molecule: messenger RNA, 2319 nt
Organism: Dictyostelium discoideum AX4
Lineage: Eukaryota; Evosea; Eumycetozoa; Dictyosteliales; Dictyosteliaceae
Exons: 3
Coding region: 1-2319 (772 amino acids)
Cellular component (GO): nucleus
Molecular function (GO): zinc ion binding; nucleic acid binding
Source: RefSeq, a predicted model, not a curated record
AUGGAAUCCACAGCCAUUGAUACACAAACGAAUGGAUUUCCUCAGUUGAAGAGAAAAAAGUUAACAUUGAAAGAACCUCCAAUAAAUCCAUCGAUACCAAUUGUAAUAUUAUCAGAUGAUGGGGAGGAGGAGGAAAAAAGCUCAAAAAGUGCUAUUACACCAAUUUAUAUAGAUUUAGAAGAGCAAAGUGAAGAAUUUGAAAAAGAAUAUAAUAAAUUAAAAAAAGAACAAAAACAAGAAAAUUUAAAAUUAUCUUCUUCUUCUUCUUCUUCUUCUUCUUCUUCUAAUAAUAAUAAUAAUAAUAAUAAUAAUAGAGAUAACACAAUUAAAGAUAAAAAAGAUAAAAAAGAUAAAAAAGAUAAAAAAGAUAAAAAAGAUAAAAAAGAAAAAGAAAAAGAAAAAGAUAAAAAAGAAAAAAAAGAUAAAAAAGAAAAAGAUAAAAAAGAAAAAAAAGAUAAAAAAGAUAAAAAAGAUAAAAAAGAUAAGAAUGCAGAAGAAAAUAAAGAACUAGAACAAGCAAAACCUAUUGAAACGCCAGAGGAUAUUUUAAAAUCAUUCAUUGGGUAUGAUGAAAAAGAGAAUAUUGAAGAUGAUGAUAUAUUUAUGUUACGUGCUGCUUUAGGUGAAUUUGAGGAAAAAGAGACAAUAAAAGAAGAAAUCAUUAAUAGUGUAAGACAAUCAACAAGUUCUGUUAUAAAAUCAACUGAAAAAGAGGAAGAUUCUUUAAAAAUAAAUGUAAAAUACGGAAAUGAUAAUAAUAAUAAUAAUAAGAGAAAAAGACAAUCAGUUACAACAAGUAGAUAUUAUAUGGAAGAGUCUAUCAAAUGUGAAAGAUGUGGUGAUCAUGAUCAUUUUAGUUUUGAAUGUCCACAUGAUAUAGAAGAGAAACCUUGCUUUAGAUGUGGUGAGUUUGGACAUCAAAUAGCUUCAUGUUCAGUUUACGUUUGUUUUAGAUGUGGUUUACAUGGUCACUAUCCAAGACAAUGUUUACCAAAAUAUCAAAAGUAUUUCAAUGAAAUUGAUUCGUCAGAGCAUGAAUUAGGUAAUUUAUAUGAUGGAGAAUAUGAUGAUGAUCAUUCACUAAGGGAAAAACAUAGUAGAAUGCAUCAACGUAUGAGAUUUAAAGAGAAAGAGGUUAAAAAUUCUGAUCGUUCAAAUAGAGGUAGAGAUAGAGGAAGAGAUAGAGAUAGAGAAAGAGAUAGAGAUAAUGAUGGUUAUAGAGAUAAUUAUAAUAAUAAUAAUAGAUAUGAUAGAAAUGAUAGAUAUGAUAGAAAUGAUAGAUAUGAUAGAUAUGAUAGAUACGAUAGAUAUGAUAAAGAUGGUUUUCCAAAAGAUAUUGACCAUAGUAAUAAUAAUGGUCAAUAUAAUCAAGAUUAUCAUAGAUAUGAUAGAAAUGAAAGAUUCAAUUAUAAUAGUAAUAGAUACAAUAGUACAAAUAUAAAUAAUAGAUUCGAUGGAAAAUAUAAUAAAAAUAAUAGAUAUAAUAAUAAUAAUAAUAACUACAAUAAUAAUAAUUCAUAUAAUGAUUACAGCAAUUAUAAUCAUAAAAAUAAUAAGGACUUUGGUAAAUACCAAGAUGGUUCAGAUGAUUACAAUGAUGAUGAUCAAAAUGAUUAUAGAGUAAAAGAUAGUUAUUCAAGAAAAUCAAAAAAACAAAAAACAUCUCAUAAUAAUAAUAAUAAUAAUAAUAAUAAUGAUAAUAAUAGUAGUAAUAACAACAAAAACAAUAGCAAUAACAGUAACAAAGAAUCAUCUGAAGAAAAAAACGAUAAAAAGAAAAAAAAAAAGAAUAAAAAAGGUAAUCAAGAGAAGGAAAAAGAAAAGGAUAAAAAAGAUAAAAAUCACAAAACAAGAGAAAGAGAUAGAGAAAAAGAUAAUGAUAUAGACUCAAUGGUCGAUUUGGAUAAAGUUAAAAAUAAUAAUAAUAAUAAAAAUAAAAAUAAUAAUAAAAAUAAUAAUAAUAAUAAUAAUAAUAAUAAUAAUAAUAAUAAUAAUAAUAAUAAUAAUAAAAUUAUAACAAGAAAAAGAGAAAGGGAUAACGAAAAUAAUGAUGGUGCGGUUAAUAAUAGUAACAAAAUUAUAACGAGAAGAAGAGAGAGGGAUAACGAAAAUAAUGAUAGUGUCAUUAAUAGUAAUAAAAAUAAUAGUAAUAAAAUUGCAACAAGAAGAAGAGAAAGAGAUAAUGAAAAUGAUGAUAGUGUCAUAUUUUUGAAAGAAUCUAAUCCAAAUGAUAAAACCAAUAACAGAGAUAGCAAUUAUCAACAUUACCAAAAGAAAUAUAAAGUUGAGGACUUUAGAAGUUAUGAUGGCGAUUAUUAA